GCCGGCGGCUUUCUUGAAAUAGCGGGAUACCUUGGUCAGGUCCUUUUACACUCCGAUCCUUUCAGCUUCAACUACUUUCUCAUUUAUCUCAUCUGCCUCACUAUCGGCCCAACUCUGCUCUCCGCAGCCCUCUAUCUCUGCCUCGCACGGAUCAUCGUUUCGUAUGGCAUCGAACACUCCCGUUUUCAGCCUCGCACAUAUGCCAUCACCUUUAUGAGCUGCGACUUCACAUCUUUGGUCUUGCAAUCCAUCGGCGGAGGCAUUACCUCCACCUCGGGUAACAAAGUUACUUCAGAUACUGGUGUCCAUAUCAUGGUCGCUGGUUUGGCGUUACAGGUUUUCAGCUUGAUCCUGUUCAUGGUUCUCUGCCUCGAGUUUGGCUGGCAUGUGAGACACUCCCGUAAAGACUUCCGGGAGCGCUUCGCGGAUUUGAGAAGUACCGACGCGUUCAGAGCUUUCAAAUAUGCACUGGCGAUAUCCACCACAGCCAUCGUCAUUCGAUCGGUGUAUCGUGUUGUUGAACUAUCUGGUGGAUUCGGAGGAGCGUUGGCGAAUAACCAGGCUGCAUUCAUGGUGCUAGAGGGUUCGAUGGUGAUCAUCGCGGUACUAGCUAUGACCGUAUUCCACCCUGGGAUAUGUUUUAAUGAGCAUUGGGAGACUGCUGAAUGGAAGUUAAGGAGUAAGCAUUGA
This is a messenger RNA of Hyaloscypha bicolor E, 690 nucleotides long. RefSeq names its product RTA1 like protein. The record is from RefSeq and is a predicted model, not a curated record. The transcript has 3 exons. The annotation marks the transcript as partial. NCBI's taxonomy places the organism in Eukaryota, Fungi, Ascomycota, Leotiomycetes, Helotiales, Hyaloscyphaceae. Gene Ontology annotation, cellular component: fungal-type vacuole; plasma membrane.